Molecule: messenger RNA, 2754 nt
Organism: Athalia rosae (coleseed sawfly)
Lineage: Eukaryota; Metazoa; Arthropoda; Insecta; Hymenoptera; Athaliidae
Exons: 10
Coding region: 385-2067 (560 amino acids)
Cellular component (GO): cytoplasm
Molecular function (GO): zinc ion binding; carbonate dehydratase activity
Source: RefSeq, a predicted model, not a curated record
GUAGACAAUUGAUGAUUACGAAAGUGUGAAUAUCUGGAAGUAAAUUCCCGUCUUACAUACGAUAACGAUUUGCGAAAAGAUAUCGUCGCCAGACUAUAGAUACCGAUACGGUCGCUUAGCCAUCGAGCACGUGGAUUACUCGGGCAUUUUGACAUAAAUAACUACCGAUAAUUAGGCAAUCCAGCCGACUAUAAGUAUAGGCGCUCGUCACGUGCGCCUUCAGUCGCGAGAUUUAUAAUCUUAGUUCACUUCUGCACCAGACAUUGUGCACGGAAGUGAGAAGUUUCUUACGUCAUAACUGCAUCCUCAUUAUUCGGACCAGCUUAAACGGACGAAUUAACAGUUGAUCGUGUCGCUUGCGAAGAAACACAUUUGAAAUCGAAGAUGCCUCCUAAUCAGACCCGUUCAACGUGGCGUCGUUCUAUCCGACGUAAAUUAGCCUUGAAGAGAUCCACUUCAACGUCACAGUGCUGCAAGGUGUCCUGUCGAGCCGGUCUUCGGUCCGCGAAAUCCAUCAAAAGGCGAUUGAACAAACUUCACAAAAAUAAAGAGCAGACCUGUCACCACAAAGGUGUCAGUGGUCAAUCACCGGUUGAUUUAGCGCCAACCGACGUUGUACAUAACGAAGAAUUUCCACCAUUGCAAAUGACCGGGCACUGGACUCCACUCGGUAGCGCGCACAUGUACAACACCGGCAAUACAGCUGAAAUUAGACUGAGUCUGGACCGACCACCGGCGAUAUUAUCCGGAGGACCUUUGAAAGAUGAAUUCGAAUUCGCGCAGCUCCAUUUUCAUUGGGGGCCGAGCAACUGUCACGGUGCUGAACAUUCCUUGAACGGAAAGCUUUUUUCAAUGGAGGCUCACGCCGUUCAUUUCAACAAAAAAUACGACAGCAUUGAAAACUGCUUGGACAAACGUGACGGUCUGGUGGUAGUCGGGUACUUUUUAAAAGUCGUCGGUGACGACAGAACCGUGGAUCACCCGCAGUUUGCAAAAAUUACCAACGAACUUCACCACGUAGUCGAACCAAAUACCCAGGCCGAGCUUCCGCACGAUGCUCUGGCUUGGAUGAAGCAAGGUCGUUGUCUGUGCAGUGGCUACUACACGUACCAUGGUUCUUUGACUACGCCACCUUACAACGAAUGUGUCACCUGGAUUCUGUUCCCGGACCCCAUAAGGAUAACGAAAAGACAGGCUGAACUAUUCCGCAACAUGAAGUCUCAUUCGGGGGGUUGCAUCACGGCAAAUUUCCGUCCAGUUCAAGGUCUCAACGGACGACGUGUGUUAUACGCGAUGAUCGAUGAUCGUAUCUGUGUUACACGUGGUUCUGAAGCCGGCAACAAACAAUCGGGCCAAUCCCCGAUAAAUUUGGAGGAAGAAAACGCUGUGGGAAUCCAACUUCCCCCACUGGUGAUGAGCGGCCACUGGAAUCAGGAUGGCAGUACGUGGCUCGUGAACACCGGGACCACAGCUCGGAUAACCCUCGGAAGCGACAGACUUCCGGCAACAAUUCGCGGAGGUCCUUUAGGCGAAGACGUGUAUCAGCUGGACGAAGUUGUAUUUCGUUGGGGUGCGUCGGAUUGCAUGGGGGCCGAGCAUACCUUGAACGGUACAUGGUUCACCAUGGAAGCCCAAGCGAUACAUUGGAACUUGCGUUAUGGUUCGAUAAAAAAUUGCUGGGACAAAAAGGACGGGAUAGCGAUAUGUGCCUACUUGCUACAGGUCUACCAUCUCCCUCCGUGGUACGAACAUCCCCUGUUCAUCAAAAUCACCGACAACUUACCCGACGUUAUCCAACCAGAAGUAUCCGUAAAAAUCGCUCCAAAUGCGUUGGCCUGGAUGAGACAGGCCUGUCAGACACUCGGAUAUUACACAUAUCAGGGUUCGAUAACGACCAGCCCUUAUCACGAGUGCGUUACUUGGAUAGUAUUCCCAGAACCUGUCAGAAUAUCGGAGCAUCAAGCGAAAAUGUUCCGAACUUUGCGCAACAAAUAUGGUAGUUCUAUUCGUGAGAAUCAUCGGCCCGUCCAACAGCUCAACGGUCGUCGUAUUUAUUACGCUAGUUAAAUGUCCCACCACAUCGAAUGACGAAGAAUAUUGAACUUUGCUUCGAUUGAAAUGAGAUUUUGGAUGUGUUCAAAUUUCAUCUACUCUCACAGUCCCUGUUUGUAAUAUACCAAUUGUAAUCCGGAACACGAAUGUUAAAAACAUUUUGAUUGUCGAACCGAAGUGAGAAAUUUUUUUGAAAAUUUGAAAAAUCAAUUUUUCAAUGAUCCCUCGAUAUUCCGUAAAUCAAUGAAUUUUAAUAAUCCUACGGAAUUACGGUUUACAUGGCCGACUAUACGAACGGUACAUCGCAAUAUUAUUUCGAUACAGUUGAGUGUCUCGAUUUGUUUUUCUGAACAACGUGUUGUAAACACAAUUCCGAGACUUUACAUCUAGGCUUCGGGCCAUUUGCUCGCCAGACUCGAUGAGGUGAAGGUCAAUAUCGCCCGAUGGAGAACUACGCAUGAAAUUUGUCCUCCUUUGAUGUUCGGGCGUUUUUCAUAAUAAAUUGAUAAAACAGUGUUUGAACAAUCACGGACAGUGACUGAUAUAAAAACAGUGAACUUUAAUGUAUAAUAUGGUUUAUGAUCGUACAGUCUUAAGUUUUCGGUACAGAAAUUUUUACAAACUUCACAUUCGGUAUCUGCCAUUGUGGUCGUGGUCACCAACGAUUUUCACCUCAUUGGAACCAUUGAGGCAGCCCUCCAA